AUGUACAGAUUCUUCGCCUCAGAUAUUUUCGAAGUCAAGGGUGCAGAGCCGAUAUAUAUCUAUGAUAUUGUGCCAGUCGCAGCUGGACUCGCAUCCAUUUCAUCAGAUGGUUGUUUGCGAUUGCUAGAUCCAACGGCUUUGAACGGACAACCACUGAAUACUAUUAAGAAAGUCAAUUCUGAUGUUACAUGUCUGAAGACUAUCGGAAAUGGCGAUAGUUCUAUUGUAGUCACGGCUGGAAGGGAUGGAAAAGUGUGUCUGAUUGACCCAAGGACUGCUGGAAAGGUCGGAGAGGUUCAGAGUGACCAAGGCGCUCCAAUUCUAUCUUUAGCAUGCUCAAAUACAAACGGCAUCGCUGCUGGAACAGAAUUAACAAAUCACCAAGCAACUGUAUCAAUCUGGGACGCAAGAUCUUUAGCUGCACCAAUCGUACAGUACGUGGAAAGUCACAGUGACGAUGUUACAGAACUACAAUUCCAUCCAACUCAACAAUCACUUCUAUUGUCUGGUUCUACGGAUGGUCUCGUCAAUAUAUAUAAUAUCACCAUCUUAGAGGAGGAAGAAGCUCUCCAUCAGACAAUCAACCAUGGUCAUUCAAUACAUCACGCCAACUUCCUGAGCGAGACCGAUAUCUUUGCUCUUUCACAUGAUGAGAAAUUCUCCAUGUACGAGCUAGUAACAAACCCAGAAGAAGGGGUUGAAGAGCCGGCUCCAGUGGUAUAUGGUGAUAUGAGAGAAAACCUUGGAGGCGAGUAUGUAGCAAACGUUCUAUGCAGACCAGAUGGAGGAGCUGUAUUAGGGACUGGACGUCAUAGCAAGAACGAUUUCGACUUGAUACAAUUGAAAAAGGGAAAGCCUUGGGUAUUUGCUCCUGAGACGAAGGUUACACUUGAUGGUGCUCAUGGAUCAGAGAUUGUCAGAUCGUUUUGCUUCCUUGAUUCGCAUAGAGCGGUAUUGACUGCUGGUGAAGAUGGACAAAUCAAGUCAUGGAGGGGUGAGAACUGA
This is a messenger RNA of Botrytis sinoallii, 1005 nucleotides long. RefSeq lists its product as uncharacterized. Lineage: Eukaryota; Fungi; Ascomycota; Leotiomycetes; Helotiales; Sclerotiniaceae. Bases 1 to 1005 code for a protein of 334 amino acids. The transcript has 5 exons. The record is from RefSeq and is a predicted model, not a curated record. Gene Ontology annotation, molecular function: protein binding.